CGAGGCUUUGCGAGACGGCGAGCCUAGCCGCGCGCGCCGACGAAGCUCGUGAUCGUGCCCCCGCGCCGUGCCCGCAACCUUGUAUUUGCAUAACACAAUAAAUAUCAGCUGGGCGAGCAACCCACAUUUGCAAAUUGGUUAGCAAUACUGUCGUGAGUUAGGCCUGAAACAAAUGCCCGACAUAGAUUUCUAGUUUUUCUUUCCCUAAGCGACGCCUGGGUAUUCCGAAGGUUAUAAUCUGAAAAAGAGGCAUGGCACAAGGACCGACGGUAAUUCAAAUUUUCGCAUUAUGUGCGAUAAGUUUGACCGCAGUGACAUUGGCGGGUGCUGGCUCUAUUGUCUCGCAGAGCUUCCCCGUACCGCGACUGAGCGUGAACCUUGACUCUCCGCCAGAGGAACGAUGGAGCCCCGCAAUGCAUCAUUGGAAUUUGGAUCAGAUGAGAGCGCUUUUCAUGAAAACACUUGGUCAAGUUGUGCCUGUGGAAGCUCUUCCGUUGGUGGAAAAGAUUGGAGAUGUCUUGGAUGAUCUCCUCCCGGAGCCUUACGCAGGAGAAAUCAGGGGCAUUGCAAACACCAUUGGCAUUGGUGUCGGCCAGAUGGCUGUUAUCAACAUGCUCUAUGAAUUCACAGCGGCUUGUACCAGUAUCGUAGCCCAAGAUGCGAACGGAACCAUCUGGCAUGGACGAAACCUGGACUAUAAUUUCACAGACGCCAUGAGGAAUAUCUCGGCAAUCAUUGACUUCAAAUCACAGGGAAAGACUGUGUACACUACCACUUCUUUUGUGGGUCAAGUGGGAGUCUUUACUGGCAUGAAACCGUAUAAAUUCACCAUCAGCCUGAACGAGAGAGAUAAGGGGAAAGCAAUUGAAAACAUCGUUGAGAUGUUACAAGCCCUGCUCCUGGGGCAAGUCAAGUUUACAACCUUCGUUUUGAGAGAUGCCCUUGCCAAUGAUAACAGCUUUGAUGAGGUUGUUCAACGGUUUACCAGCGAGCAAGAGGUUGCCCCAGCCUACCUCAUUGUUGCCGGUGUCGACCCGGGGGAAGGAGUGGUCAUCACCAAGGCCAGGGUAACGACCGUGAAUGUAUGGAGGCUGGACCUAUCGGGGAACAGAUGGUUCUUGUUAGAGACAAACUAUGAUCACUGGGUGCCUCCCCCUAAGGAUGACGAUAGAAGAGAUCCUGGAAACAAGGCUAUGAAUUCUGUAGGUCAGAAAAACAUUGACAACAACACAAUGUGGAAUGUCUUGUCGACGCAGCCAGUACUGAAUGACCAAACUAUCUACACUACCUUGAUGAGUGCUGCUAAGCCAGAGAUCUACAGUACACGCUUGAGGACACUCCCUGGCUUGUAAGACCAGGUCCAGGUCCAGGUGGUAGUAGGGCCAAGUCCUAAACAAUCACGGAAAAAUACUUUUGCUUUUACCUUUAAUCUCAUGGGAGAUGAUAAAUCCCAUGAUGCACUAAACCACUGUAUAAC
Strongylocentrotus purpuratus (purple sea urchin) is the source of this 1477-nucleotide messenger RNA. RefSeq names its product N-acylethanolamine-hydrolyzing acid amidase (gene naaa). The transcript is spliced from 9 exons. Gene Ontology annotation, cellular component: lysosome. The coding region runs from base 252 to 1352 and encodes 366 amino acids. Gene Ontology annotation, molecular function: fatty acid amide hydrolase activity. The record is from RefSeq and is a predicted model, not a curated record. Gene Ontology annotation, biological process: fatty acid metabolic process. Lineage: Eukaryota; Metazoa; Echinodermata; Echinoidea; Camarodonta; Strongylocentrotidae.